CCCAUUUAGACUUAUUCAUCUCUCAUGAAAUCCUCAGUUUUCUGCAGUUUCCAAACAACAUUCACUUUCUGUAGGUUAUACUGGUGCACAAUAAACUCCUCAGAUUGGACCAAGGUCAUCAAUACAGUGCAGGGCAUUACUUUGAAUCCAAUCACUUAUGGCUAUGUCUCCGGCCUGUCUAGGGCUCCAAGAUCUCUGUUUUAUUAUGUUGCUCAUCUUUUUCGGUGCUGACUGCCACAAACUGCACCAAGAUCAACUUUGCAAGUCUACUUGCCCUGUUGUGCAGAAAGGUCAAAGGCACACAUAUAGAUACAGUACAACCAUAGCAAGUGCCUGGAAAGGUCCUUCAUCAGGAGGCAGUCAGUUAGCUUUGGACUGUGUUGUUGACAUUGAUGUUCGACCAGGAUGUCCAGAAAUUAUAUUAAAGCUAAGGAACGUACAAAUAAAGCACAGCUCAUCAAAAAGAGACAAUUCGGUGCUACGCUUGAAGAGCAUAAGAGAGUCAUUGGAGAAGAAUCCCCUGCGGUUCUGGCUCGAGGGGGGAAAGGUCACAAAGCUCUGCUCACAGGAGGCUGAGCAGGUGUGGACCCUCAACAUCAAGAGGUCCAUUCUGAGCAUGUUCCAGACCUCUCACUCUGGACGAGCCAGAGAGACAGUGAGAGAGACUGAUGUGUAUGGGACAUGUAUGAGUUCUUAUGAACAGAGAGGACCAUCAAUGGUGAAGAGCCGAAACCUCCAGCAGUGCCUCAGUGACAGAAUCGAUCAGUUUUGGAGGCACUCUGUCCCCCUGAAGGAGGGCAUGACAUUGAGCGCCGGCCUCGCAUGCAUCCAGCUCUAUGAUGGAACAAUGCUGAAGAAGGUCAACUGUACAGAAACAGUGUCGCUGGUUCCCCUGCCAGGUCUGUUAGAAGCAACGGAAACUAAAACCGUUUCAAGCCUAACUCUCCUCAGAACGCUUGAAGUCAUUCCAAUGGAUCUGGGGCAGAACACCGGUUACUUGAGCAGUGUUGUGUUUGAGGCUGAAGGCCAAAACUCAGGCAGACACGGUGGACCAUCGGUUCAAGAGGUUUCCAACACAGUGAGGAGACUGUGUGCUCAUCUCGCAGAUCAACAACAGCAAUCAGAGCUUCUACUGAAUCUGGUGCUUCAGUUGAGAACCUUGUCAUCCCAUCAGUUGAGAGACCUGUGGCAGGAAGCCUCCUUCAAAUGUCGAGACGACUGGCAGCCUCUUGUAGAUGCACUGUCAGCCUGUGGAACUGAGGAUUGCAUCCUUGUCACUACAAACCUCAUAAUCAACAAAGAAGUUGACCAGGAACAUGUUCUACCUCUCCUCAAUACUAUCAGUUUUGCCUCCCACCCUACCUCAUCCAUGAUUAGCCACCUCAGUGCUUUGCUGCAAAUACCUCUUAUCUGUCCAAAAGCUCUACUGGUUGUGUCUUCACUGGUCCAAGGUCUUUGUCAACAGGAACAGGGUCCAUGUAAUGAUAUCUCUGAAGUCCAACAGUUCGUCCAUGUUCUGAAGCAGAGUCUUGAUGCAGGAUGUGAAGUGGACAAUCAUUUGCAGAUCACAGAGCUGCUGCAUGUGUUAAAAGCAGUGGAGAAUGCAGGAGCGGCUGUAUCAGAUCUCAUCCCCACGUUGAGCCGCUGUGUGCAGAAUCAGUCUGUGGUGCUGGAGCUUCGGCUGGCGGCUGUACGAGCAUUCAGGAGAAUCCCAUGCCAUCAUGACAGGACAGCUCUUGCUCAGGCAUUUCAAAGCCAGCAGGAGAAUGUGGAGGUCAGAAUCGCAGCAUAUCAGCAGCUCAUGACCUGUCCAAACCAGGAGAUUUUCACAAUUGUGAAGACAACCUUGAGCAAUGAGAAGUCUAGUCAAGUUGGGUCAUUUGUUUGGAGUCACCUUUUCAAUAUCCAGAAAACAGAAGAUCCUCUGAAAAAAGACCUAAUGGAGUCACUGCCAGAUGAUAUCUUAAGUAAAGACUUUGAAGCUGAAACAUGGAAAUAUUCUUCACAUAUGGACUACACAGUGGACACAGGAGUGGCUGCUGCUAACAUCGAGGGAGCUGUAGUUUUCUCCCCUGAAUCUUUUCUUCCACGUUAUGCUAUGGCGAAUCUGACAGUUCACAUCCUAGGCAGAGCAUUCAAUCUUCUAGAGAUUAGCCUAAGAAUGGAAAACCUAGAGCCUUUUCUGAAGAAAAUCUUUGAGGAGCAUCCUCUAGCAUCUGCUGAUCACUCCAGACCUAGCAGUCAAACAGACUCUAUGAGGAAUGAACAGAAAGGACGAAACAGGGACGAGAAACAAGGAGGCAGUGAUGGCUGCCAGUCCACAGGUUUAAGUUCCAUCAAGACUAAGUUCACAGAGCAGAGGAAAAGAGACAGUAGCCUCCGAUGUUGGAUGAAUGUGAAGAUGUUCGGCAACGACCUUGCCUUUAUGAGCUGUGAUGACCUCCAUGCGUAUCAGAGAAAGCUAUCACUUAGUACAGCUGGUGUUGUUGUCAAGUUGUUAAAGGGUCAAGAGAUUAAAAUCAGCCAAAGGCCAAUUGUUCUGGCAGAGGAACUGGUUUUACCAUCUCUCUCUGGAUUACCCAUGAGGCUAAGCAUCAACAUGUCCGCUCUGUUCUCCCUCAGACUUAAAGGCAUCGCUAACUACAAGAAUUGGUCACACUUCUCACUGGCUGGCUAUGUCAAACCAAAUGCACUGGUUGCCAUCUCUGUGAGAGCUGGAGUGGAUGGAGCGUUUGGUCGUGUGGGAUUAGAGUGGGUCUCUCAACUCAAAACCUUCACCAGUUUGGAUGGAGCUGUAUUUCUACACCAUGGGCAGAGCCUGAAGGUGGUUCUCAAUACUCCAGAAGAUGUCAUGGAUGUACUGACCUUCAACUCCAGAAUGUUUCAUGUGAGCGGGGACAGUAAGGAGGAGCUCAUAGCUACGAGAAAUCUCAAGGAGAAGAGCACUUGCACUCCUAAAACAUGGUCUAAGAUGGUUGGGUGGCAGUUGUGCUCUGAUGUCACUUAUCCUUUGACACUGAUGGGAAAAAGCUUUCCACCACUGGGCCCAGUUCUUUUUACUCUCAGACUCCAAAAACUUGACAAAGGUCUCAAUCAGUACCUCUUGGAGGCAGCCUAUACUUUUGUACCCCAGAGGAAUUCCUGGACGCCGCUGGAAGCCACUCUGCUUCUCUUUCUUGGCACACCGCAAUCCACUAUCCCCAGAGACAUGUCCCUGGAUGUCAAUCUCAGUCCAAAAAGGCUGAUUCUGAAAAUAACACAUCCUCUAAAAAACAUUCUUAUUCAAGCGCAGAUUGAAGAAUUAAACAACCAACAUUCAGGCAGAAUCGAACUACUGAUAGACAACAUCCACCAUUAUUUUAUCAAGGGAUUACUGGAGACAGUGAAUCUUCCUUCAGAGACGAGAGCCCACUUUCAUCUUGAUGCCAAAGUAGUAGCAGAUGGGCAUCCAUUCUCCCUCUCAGUCAACACCACACAUGCUCGCAGCAGGAGGUUCAUAAUACAGGCUUUGCUUAAAAAUGUCUUCAAUAAAGAUGCAUCGCUCUCAGUGCAGUUGGAGAGAAGUCUGGAAGAUGGCCAGAGACAUUAUUCUAUAGAUGCCGGGUUUCUUUUGCCAAGCGCUGUCAGCAUCAGAGCUCUUGGGUUACUGAAGCAAAGGGGCCCAGAGUGGAGCUCUGCUGUGAGGGUCAGGUAUGGUGUACAAGAGGAUUCACAGAACAUGCAGGAGUGUCACAUGACCCAGAACCUCCACAGCGAGUCUGACCCAGUCCAGAUGUACCGUAUAACAGCAGCACAUAAACUGCACUGUUCCCAUUUCAUCAACAUAAACCACAAGAUUGAACUUAAACAUGAACGGAGCCCAUUCAACGUCCAGUCAUCACUUGAUGUAAGCUUUGGAAAGCAGUGGAACCAGAGCAGCAACAAACACAGGAUCCUCUUCAAUCAGUCGCUCAGAAACCAGUCUGGACCCGGCCUCACCAGUUAUUCUGUGGAGCUCAGCCUGCGACUUCUAGACAGGGGACUGAGUUACAGAACUCAACUUCUGCACUCUUAUUUCAAGAAGCAAAGAUCUGAGAGCAGCACCCACCUGAAAAUCAACUACAACAAUCAAAUGCCUCUGGUAGCUGGUGUCCACUGGAAGGACGUGUCAACAAAGACCUCCCUUCAAAAGUGGGAAGGUUCAUUCAACAUGGAUACUCCAUGGCUCUAUGUGUACAUAGUUCAAAAACUAACUCAGCCCCAGCGUGGCAUCACACAGUUCAGCUCUGAGAUCACCACAAGGAAACUGGUGAACAUCCGAAGUGUUACGCUGGAGGGUUUCUACAAGGAUAGAGGCAAAGAACGACAAGGCCAGCUACACCUUUUUACACCAACUGUCAGUUAUAUUAAGGUUGGUGGAUGGAACAUGUUGGGCAAGCGUGGAGUUAAAGCUUCAUACUCCAUCAGCACAGCCUGGACACCAGCGUUGCAUGGGCAAAUCUACAUAAUCAACGGCAAGCAAGUGAAGACUCUGGAAAUAAGUGCAGGCUAUGGCAAGCAGGACCUCAAUAUUUCCGCAGUUCUCAGUACUCUGGAUAAGAAGCUAAAGAAGAGGCUUUUGAUGAUGACAAUGACCCUGUCGGAUCUCAAAAACCCUUUUGCAGAGCUACAGAUGGAGGGUGCCAUAGAGGAGAUACGGAAGGAAAGGAAGGUUUAUCAGAAAAGAUGGAAGCUAAACUUCAGACAACCAUUCAAGUUUCUCCCUCAGAGUCUCAUCCUACAGGAGACAUUCACAAGUGAUCUACAUCAGAAAGUUUACACCUUGGAGUCAAAGGUUCUUGUCCAUGGAAACAAAAAGGGCAUUCACAUCCUUACUCUGGGUUUCCAGCCACAGCAGCCGUAUGUGUGCUCUUCAAUAGUCCAGUCUUUCAGCACUGAGAGAAUUCCCCAAGACUCAAAGAUCUGUGUUACUGUCCAAAACCACCAGACUGCUUGUGAAAUUCAGGGCAGGUUGUGGGUUGGAAAGGAUGAAAUACUUGCAGCCUUUGGUCAGGUACAACUUCAUGACCUAACUACAUCUCAGCAUGGUAUUACAAUGAAAGCCAACCUGUCCCAGCUGUUUCAGACGGAUUUCCCGACCUCUGUCAGCCUAGAUAUUGAGGUGCUCAGAAGUCACAGGAACAACAGCGAGUUCGAAUAUCAUUCUGAAAGCAAAGUAGCCAUUGAUGACAAGAAUUACCAUGCUAAUGCAGCAGUAAUAGUAUCUCCUCUUGGAAACAUUGGCAGUUCUGUCAAUCUGAAGGCAAAUGAAAAAAAUGUAACACUUCACUUUAAUCUAAACAACAAGAUGGCAAAGGGCAUUAAUACUGUGUGCGUCCAUGCUGGCUUUCAUCAGACCUUAUUCCCAGGGGUCACUUCUGAUGGUCAGAUUCAUUUAGCUGCUAAUACUUCUUCAGAAAGUCUUUUCUUGCAGUGUACAGUAAAAAAGAAAGAAGAAACAUUUAGUGCUCACUUAAGUGGAACUCUACCGCAUGAUCAAGAAUCGCAGCUAUCUCUUUCAGCAGAUAUUUUCAAUUCAAUACAAGAUCUCGCUGCUUUACCUAAUUCAGCUAGUCUGGUUGGAGUACUAACCCAGUCAAAGGGUCUAACUGAAGGAGAGCUGACUGUAGUAGUGGAUGAUGCUGUAUAUGGACUGGAAGUGACUCGUCAGCAUGAGAGGAAGUCUGGAGAAGAUCUUAGUGCUUUACUAUGUCUAGUUGCUAUGGAAGAGUCACUGUGUGUAAACAUCAGCAGUAAUGUAACACAUUGCGGGUGCAGAAGUCUUCAUGCCCAGCUGUCUCACUCUAUCCCUUGGCUCCGUUCUGCAGGGCUUCCGUUGAACAGAAGCGCAGGUGUGUAUGUGAACUGGAGUGACAGCAGUGUCUGUGCCCAACUGGAGCUGCAUGCAGGAGCCAGUGGCCUGACAGCCACGCUGGAGCAGAGUUCACCCCACACCACACAAACUACUGGACAAUCUCAGGUGAACUGCACAGAGGGGAUCGACACAGGCCACCUGCUGGGCGCCUGCUCUGGGCAAGACCAGGAAGACUCACUGAAGGUUGGAAUCAGAGCCAGUUUUUAUAACUCCCAGAGUUCAGCUUUCUCAUUUGAUCUUCAAGGUCACCACAAUACCUCCAGCACUGGACUACUGGUGAACAUUUCCCACAACAUAUCUGAUUUACAUCCAUACCUGCCGUUUGAGUUUCACUCAAAAUCACAGUUGAGCCACGCACACUCUUCAGUUAAAGGUACUGCAGAACUUCUGGUUGGCAUGAGCGGAUUGGCUUUUGAAGCAGAGAUCUCCAGUACAAACUCUGGCUUUAAACAAGUGCUGGUGUCCAAUCACUCAAUACCUCAGCUGCACUUAUUGCCCAGGAAUCUGACAGUGAGGACACGCUAUGAUGGAAAGAGAGGGUCACACACUCUCACACACCGAGCACAAUGGGAGAAUCAGGAUUUAACACAGACCGACUCCUCAGAUGAUGUCCCACACUUACAAAGUUAUCCAGAACUAACAGGAAAGGCUCAGGGUUGGGGCUUGGAUCUUAGGGUAGAGAAUGACACUCAAAGAAAACUAGCUGAUCUAAGUGUCGACUGGAUUCUGUUUGGACGCCAUGAUCAGGUCAGAGUUCAAGGCUCUUGGACUUUGGCCCGUUUUUCUUGGGAGCACGGAAAGCCUGUAAAUGUUUCUGUAACAGUGAGUGAGCACUGGCAUGAUGACUCCAGCAGAGGGCAGGCCUGUAUCUUUCUCUCACCAGGACAGAUACAGUCGUUGCUCCCCCUAGUGGAGAUGGAGGGAUGUGUUGCCGUGGCUCAGGAGGGGAAGGCCUACUCCCAAAACACAGAGCUCAAAUGGAAGGACAAGAGGAUAACACAAAGCAUGAAAUACCAGGGAGGAGUAAAAGGAAUGCACACGCUCCUCAUGGAGCUGGGGGCCCAAAACGUUUCUCCGUCUCCCUGUCCAUCUUACACUCUUCUGACCCAGAUUCACACCAACCUGAGGGACCGUCUUGAACACCAUGUCCAGAUCGGCCUUUGUCCGCCACAGCCUGCUUUAAUUUGGUCUGGAUCUCACAGAGUGAACUCAGGCAAGGAGCUGUUUCACACUCACACCCGUGUGUCUGUGUCCGGACACCCUCAGCACAACACCUUCACACUGUCACUCAGAAACAUCAGCAGCAGUCAGCGCUCCAACUACUCACUAAUCACAGAGUGGCAGGUAGGAAACUGGAGUGUGGAAUUGGCCUGCAGUUCCCUGUCUUCAGGCAGGAAUGUGGCAAUCCAGGUUCAUGCAAAACUAGACCGCAGUGAGAUGCUAUGGCUGCAGGGGGCGCUGGGAAAACACUGCCUUCGAGUUGCUGCUGGAUACAACAUGGAAACGUCUGAUGAUAUCAGAGCGGCGUUCUGUUUGGAGGGACAUCGCUGGUUUACCCUGGAGGCUCAGCGAGGCGGUCAGGGCAUUGAGAAUGAGACCCUUACCCUUAUUUCUGUUGGAGCAGCCAAUCAGAGUCUGCUUUUUCAAGCUAAGGGAUGCAGUGAAUGCCUGUGGGCCACGGAGGCACGCCUCCAGCAGCUGGGGUACCGGAUAAGGAGUAAACUGUUGGACAGAGUUCAGAGACUUCAGCAUCUACUCUUAACAUUCAGAAGACAGGCAGGGGACAGUAUGUUCCUGUUGGAGUUGAGUGAGGGGCCGCUGUCUCUGACCCAGCGAGCCGAGACUCUGCUGCUGCAGAGAGCAGGAGCGCUGUGGAAAGCGUGGACCACUGGCCCGCUCCGACACACGCUCACACACAGCCUUCCGCAUACGCUUCAUGUCCUAAAUCUCAUAUCUCAACAGGUCCAACAAGAACUCAGGAAACCCCUGGCCACUCUAGCUGGAGCGUACCACGAUGUGACAGGGGUGCGUUUGGACACCGCGUGGCAGCAAGGAGUGCAGCUGUGGACCAGAGAGCUGACUGAGCUUUUGCCUGCAAUACUUCACGAUCCUCACCUGAGGGCACCGUCGCUGACCACAUUGCAUGUUGCCAUCUUUGCAAUGGACAUGGUGAGCCAGCAGACCUUUCAGUGGAUGGAAGCCCGAUUGGCUGCCAUGCUAGUGGGUAUCAGAAGACAGCUUGCACUAAUGUACCAGUUCUCUAAAAGUGAGGGUGAGGUGAUUUUUAGGGUGCCACUUCCUGUGGGCCCAUGGCUGAAGGUCAAGGAGGCAGGUGUGACUGAAGUUCUUCUGGAGGAGUUUGUCCUGAAGCCUCUACUGGCCUUGAACUCUUUGAGCCCUACUUCAGAACUCUACCGGCUGAAGAGGAAGAUAAUGGACAGUCCCGUUAACUAUCAGGCAUUUCUAGUGGCAGACGUCUAUUUGGUGUCAUUUGAUGGACAUCUGUUCAAACUCCCAGCUUCCUGUGACUUCAUUCUCGCAGGUGAUGUCUUCCAGCACACCUUUAGCAUUGCGCUGAAGUCCGACAGGUUCAAACAUCGCUCACUUGUGGUGCAAAUGCAAAACACAAAGAUUGCAAUUCACCCAAAUGGAGAGGUGGAGGUUAAUUGCCAUGUUGCGCAAAUACCAUACACUAAACGUGAAGUGGCUAUCAGAAAGGAUGUGAACUUAAUUGAGGUGUCCAAUGAGAGAGGACUUCGGGUAUCAUGUGACACUCAUCUAGAAGUUUGCAGUGUGAUCCUAGAUGGAUGGCUUCAUGGUGUGUCCGCUGGUCUUUUAGGAACCAAUGAUAAUGAGGCAGCUAAUGAGCUGCUUCUGCCAGAUGGCUCUCACACACACAGUGUGCUUCAGUUUACUCACAGCUGGCAGGUGGAUUCAGAAUGUGUCAGCGGGAAAGCUGAAAUCUGUCAGAAUGGCACUGCCGACUCCCUGUCAUGCACAUCACUGUUCUCCUCCACAAAUUCUCCUCUGAGCCCCUGUUUCAGAGUGGUGGAUCCUGUGCAGUUCAUGAUGAAGUGUGAAGGACUGGACUGUGCAUGUGAUGAGCAUGCAGAUGUUUCCAGACCAGCCUUUUGUGCAUUGACCUCUGCCUAUAUCCAUCUAUGCCAUAGAAACUAUGUUCCACUGGAGCUGCCAGUGCAGUGCGUGUAAGAGUGGCGUCUGGUCUACUGCAGUGAUGCUGGGACUCCAGUGAAGACAUGAGGUGUCAGCUGACCUGUUUGAAAAUGAACAGAGACGUGUACAAAAUCAUUACUAUUAGUAUCUUUAUUACUAAUACAAUUUUUUUUUUGUAAUAUGCAGCAUUUCAUGUAAGAACAUAAAUUGUUUUAUUAAUGAAAGAAAAUAAGUGUUACAAAUUCUAAAUGUAUUUGUAAAGUUAGAAAUUGGUACAUAAGUGUAAUUUAAUCUUUUUAUUGUUUUAUUGAAUCAUUUUUUUUUUUUUACAUAUUACAUGUUAGAUAACUGUGUUAAUUACUAGAGUACUAACAGUAACUAGCCUAUGUCUGAUUAUUACAAGCAGUUCCACAAAGUAUACACAAGCAUAUGUAGUUCUUUAGUAUUAUUGAGUACUUUUUACUGUACUUUGACCUUUGAAGGUAUUUUUGCCACAUUCAUUUCAAAACAGUUUUUCUAAAAAUAAAAAAAAUAAUCGGCAGUUAAAUAAAGAUGAAACAAUUUGCACACUACACAAUUUCACCGUGUGAUGGGUGUGCAUUUCAAAAAGUUGAAAUUUUAAUAUUAAAUAUCCUCCUGUGUAAGCUUAAAUGUGCAUUAGCUCUCUACGUUGUACUUGAUUCCCUGCCAAUA
This is a messenger RNA of Onychostoma macrolepis, 9760 nucleotides long. RefSeq lists its product as uncharacterized. The transcript has 64 exons. The record is from RefSeq and is a predicted model, not a curated record. NCBI's taxonomy places the organism in Eukaryota, Metazoa, Chordata, Actinopteri, Cypriniformes, Cyprinidae. Gene Ontology annotation, molecular function: lipid carrier activity. The coding region runs from base 158 to 9103 and encodes 2981 amino acids. Gene Ontology annotation, biological process: lipid transport.